This is a messenger RNA of Colletotrichum lupini, 1470 nucleotides long. RefSeq names its product cytochrome P450. NCBI's taxonomy places the organism in Eukaryota, Fungi, Ascomycota, Sordariomycetes, Glomerellales, Glomerellaceae. Gene Ontology annotation, molecular function: iron ion binding; monooxygenase activity; oxidoreductase activity, acting on paired donors, with incorporation or reduction of molecular oxygen. The annotation marks the transcript as partial. The record is from RefSeq and is a predicted model, not a curated record. The transcript has 7 exons.
CUCAUUAUCUAUGCAUUUUUCACGAUCAUAUACAGACUCUACUUUCACCCUCUGGCAAACUUCCCCGGCCCGCGUCUGGCAGCUGUGUCUAAUCUUUGGUACGCACGUGCCUGGUUCACUGGAAGAUACCCGGAAAGGGUCGAACAAGCGUUUCAAAAGUAUGGAGAUGUUGUACGCAUCGCACCUAAUGAACUCGCAUUCGUAACUCCCGAGGCUAUCAAAACUAUCUACGGCACAGCUAAGCAGAAUCGCGAAGUCUUCGUCAAGACGCCUUUUCAAGACUUUGGCCUCAAGUCCCCGGGCAUCACAGCGGAGAGAGACCCCAAUGUUCACCGUCAAAUGGCGAAGAUGCUGGCGCCGGCCCUGAGCAUUCAAGCGAUCCGGAACCAGGAGCCUGUGGUGCACGAGCAUGUUGAUCUGUUGGUUCGUCGUAUCAGGCAAGAGACAAAAGAACGCCCCGCUGUUGAGAUGAAGCAGUGGAUUGAUUGGCAUGUUUGGGAUGUCGCUAGCGACAUGGCAUACAACCUCAAGUGCAACCAAGUCAAGGAUAAAAAAGAUGAGCUCUUCUUCCAUAUGUUCGUCAGGGUCGGCCUCUGGGCAACGAUCCAGCAGGUUUCCAAGCGCUUUCCCUGGCUCAGUCCUCUCAUCUGGUUCUGCGUGCCGCCCAAGGUCGCCCUCACGUUCCCCACCGGCAUCAAGGUUCAGAGACAGAACAUCAAACACCGCCUCCAAAAUGCCGAAAAGCUGGGACACGCGGACUACAUGGAACAGUUCAUCUCGCAGGACAAGAUGGAUCCCAACGAGGAGUGGCUCCUGGCGCAGGCCAACGUCAUGAUCGUGGCCAACUUUGAUCCCAUGACGAACGUUGUAUCGACGGCGCUCUACUACCUUCUCACGGUCCCGAGAGCAUACCAUCGGUUGCGCGAGGAGCUCAACGGCACGUUCAAUAGCUACGAUGCAAUCGUCCACGACAAUCUGCAAGGGCUCAAAUACCUGCACGCUGUCAUUUUCGAAUCCCUCCGCAUCCAUUCCAACGCCGCCUUCGGCAUGCCGAGAUUCAGCCCUGGUGCGGUUGUCGACCGGUGGUAUGUCCCGAAAGGUACGACUGUCCAAACUUGCCACUUCGCAAUGACACGAUCGGAGAGAUGGUGGAAGGAAGCCCGAUCUUUCUACCCGGAGCGCUUCUUGCCGAACGACCACCAGUAUCACGAUGCACGCUUCGACAAGGAUGCCACGAGCUCCUUCGCCCCCUUUUCUCUGGGCCCCCGUGGUUGCCCCGGCGUGAACCCCGCUAUGCAACGUCUGAGGAUCGUCAUCGCGAAGCUCGUGUGGAGCUUCGACAUGGAGCUGACCAACAAGAACCGAAUAGAUUGGCAGAGGGACUCCUAUCUGUACGGCAUUUGGGAAAGACCACAGCUCUGGGUGAAGGCGACCCCGAGGCCCGACGAGCAAAAAACGUUGCCCACUUGA